This is a messenger RNA of Apus apus (common swift), 2177 nucleotides long. RefSeq names its product ankyrin repeat domain 42 (gene ANKRD42). The transcript is spliced from 13 exons. The record is from RefSeq and is a predicted model, not a curated record. The coding region runs from base 349 to 1875 and encodes 508 amino acids. Gene Ontology annotation, molecular function: protein binding. Lineage: Eukaryota; Metazoa; Chordata; Aves; Apodiformes; Apodidae.
UCCUAACUGAAGUCGCUUUGCACAGGGCAGCAGUACAGCCUGCUGAGCUGGGGGAGGUGGGAGUGGGGUGAUACACAGCCACAAGGUCAAGUGGUGUGUUACAGCACAGGCUGUGUUACACUUGGCCUGGAUUACUGAAAGAGCUUCUGUGCCAACCCCAAAUCUGCUGAGCAGUACUGUCACACCACGGAUUGCAGGAAAACAGGCACAGGUGGAGAAAUGGAGGCACGAAUACCUUAAUACCUACAUUUUCAGGCUUGCUUGAGUUGCAAAACAGUAGCCCACCUCUUCCAGAGUUUUAACAGUGUGAAAUCUUAUGGAACAGUGCCAGUGCAUUUUGGUACCGGAAUGAUGACUGCUCUAGAAGUAGCUGUCAAGAAUAAGCAAAAUUAUACCAGUGUACACGAGGCAGUGAAAGCUGGUGAUGUGGAACAGCUUGCAACAAUGAUAAAAAGUGGAGCUGGUAUUAAUGAGAUGGAUUUAGCCCACAAAUUCACACCAUUGCACUGUGCUGCACACUCUGGAAGUCUAGAGUGCCUCCACUGGUUGCUCUGGCACGGAGCUGAUACAGCACUCAGAACUGUCGGGGGCUGGACUGCAGCUCACCUUGCGGCUCUCCGAGGUCAGGAUGCUUGCGUGCAGGCUUUGUUAAGAAGUGGAGCAAACCCAGAAGCUCAAGAUGAUCGUGGGUGCACACCAUCACACCUGGCUGCAGCACACGGGCAGUCUUACACCUUGCAAACCCUGCUGCGAAGCGGCGUGGAUGUAAAUGUUUCAGACAGGAAUGACUGGAAGCCUGUUCAUUACGCUGCUUUCCAUGGUCGCUUGGGGUGUUUGCAGCUCCUUGUUAGAUGGGGAGCAUGUAUAGAUGAUGUGGAUAACAAUGGAAACCUUCCAGCUCAUCUAGCAGCUGUGGAAGGACACUUGCAUUGCUUUAAGUUCUUGGUCAGUAAAAUGGCCAGUGUCAUGCACACACUGAAAGCCAGGAAUGACCAUGGAGAGACUCCAAGGGACUUGGCUCAACGAUUCUAUAAAGAUAAUAUUUUGCAAUAUAUUGAUGGUCUGGAAAAAGAGGAGGAGCAUCCAAAGGCACAGGAAGUUUUGGCUUUCCCAGCCCAUGCUGCUGCUUUCAAAGGGGACUUAUUAGUGCUUAGAAGAUUAGUGAGAAGUGGAGUAAUCAAUAUUAAUGAGCGGGAUGAUAAGGGAUCCACUCUCAUGCACAAAGCUGCUGGACAGGGUCAUAUCCAUUGCCUACAGUGGUUGAUUGAAAUGGGAGCCAACUGUGACAUUACAAAUGAUGCUGGAGAGACUCCAAAGGAUGUAGCCAAGAGAUUUGCCCAGCUGGCAGCUGUGGAGCUUUUGACACAAAGAACUGGAGACAGUAACUCUAGUGAUGAAGAACUAGAUGCAAACAACAUCCAGUUUUUUGAAAGACAUGGUGUGGAAGGGAGUACAGAUAGCAAAGAAGAUUUAACCCUGGGUAAAGCAGAGAAGAGGAACGCACGCAUACGGGCCUAUCACAAGAUUCAAGAACUUCAGCAACUUCUUGAAAUUGCCUACAGCAACUACAGACAGCUGGGAGGAAUAACUGAAGAGGAGAAGAAGAUGAAAAAAGAAGAAAGGGAAGCUGAGAAGACUGUGAAGCAGCUGGAGGCCCAGCUGGAACAUGAGCGAGUCAGGCGGGAGAAGCUGGAGAGCCAGCUGGAUGGCUGCCGUGCGGAGAUAAACCGUCUCAGAGAGAGCCUGGAGAAAACCCGUGUCCCCUCUGCUCUGCCUCUGGAAGCUGAGACCAUCACCAAGUCUUGCAAAGAGAAAAAGAAAGUGACGAAGAAACCAGCCUGCAGCCCUGGAGGGGUGUGUGUGAGACUGCGCUGAGGAGUGAACCUCCCACAGGAGGCAGGCAGACUGAGGAGGCAGAAUGGCAACAUUCCAGACAAUGCCAAGUGUUUGCAUAGCCAGCUCCACAGAUGAGUUGUGGUUCUGUGUAUUUUGUUCAAACUAUUUUUUUAGUUCUCUGGGAUAGAAAAUAUUUUUAAGAGCAGAAGCUUUUUUUUGAUUUAAAAAAAAAAGGCAGAAGGGCUUUUCUUCCUGUCCAGGUAGUAGUUUAGCAAGUUUUACAGAUUAUCAUCCCUACAUAAGCCAGCAAGUGAUUCCUUCCUGAGGUGCCAGAUGAACUG